AUGGCUUAUUUGUUAGUGUUCUCUAUUUGUUUUGCGUUGUUGUUGGCUUCCAUAUCUCUCUAUAGAUAUGGUUGCAUUCAACGCCAACAUCCAGUGGUUACUUUCUCGGUACUGACAGCAUGGAGUUUUUCCUUUCUUAUUGUAUUUACAAUCCCACUGGAUGUAACAUCGACGGUUUAUCGGCAGUGCAUCUUAGAACAUAAUACUACGGCUAAAUCUUCACUUGUGCAAACAAACAAUGAGAGUACAUGUCAGCGCCCUUGGGGGAUGGUGGAGGAGCACGUGUUUCCGAAUCUCUGGCGCAUCAUAUAUUGGUCAUCGCAAUUUCUGACAUGGUUUAUCAUGCCGCUAAUGCAGUCUUAUUUGAAAGCAGGGGACUUCACCAUAAAAGGCAAACUAAAGUCUGCCUUAGUUGACAACGCAAUUUAUUACGGAUCGUAUCUGUUCAUUUGUGGAGUAUUGCUAAUCUAUCUUGCACUGCAACCUGGAAUCUCGUUAGAUUGGCAAAAGCUAAAAGCCAUAGCGUCUUCAGCAUCAAAUACUUGGGGCCUGUUCCUGCUUGUUCUACUGCUCGGUUAUGCUCUGGUAGAAGUCCCAAGAAGCUUAUGGAAUAAUUCAAAACCUGGAUUCACAUUGCAAUAUGCUUACUUUAAACUAUCCAAAUUAAGUACAGAAAAAGCUGAAGCCGAGGAACACGUGGAUGAUGUUUUGGAAAGUCUGCUAUCAGCCAGUCGAGCCGUCUCUCCACGUCACGAACUCAGACCAGCAUUAGAAACUAUCCUUCGGAAAGUACCAACUGAACUAAUGGAACGAGCUCGACGAAUUAAUCGCGACGAUGGUUCUCCUGUGGCUUUGCCUUCAGAGAAAGCGCUUAUAAGGCUCCACCGGCGAGUAAUCAAAUCGCUACAGACAUUUCAACGCACGGAAGCCUUGUGGAACGUUCAGGUUAAUAGGGUUCUUCAUCUAGAAGAUGUUGCCAAAAAUGCAGUGUCGUUGGAUCAUCGCUUCAAAUUAGAAUUUCCUGAGAACCGUACUGGUCUUUCCAGAGCCUUAUACAGCCCAACGGUGGAAUGGUACUGGGAAUGUGUAAUAAAGGCCCCAUUUCUCAAGGCACUUGCCGUAGUAACAGGCUUUCUAUCGUUCACGGUUGUCUGGAGCGAGUUAACUUUUUUUAACCGUGAACCAGUGUUAUCAAUCUUUGCAAACGUACUGGAAAUCGCAAAGACAAACUAUGAUUUUGUCACGAUUGAACUAUUCUCAAUGAUGACCCUCUGUUAUCUUUGUUACUGCGCCUACUCAACGGUUUUCCGAAUCAAAUUUCUCAAUCUUUACUACCUUGCUGCUCAUCACCAGACUAACGAGUACAGUUUGAUAUUUAGCGGAAUGUUGUUGUGCCGUCUUACUCCACCCAUGUGUUUAAACUUUCUUGGAAUGAUUCAUAUGGAUUCGCACAUUAUUAAGGAGCGUAUAUUAGAAACCCAUUACACACAAAUCAUGGGUCAUAUGGACGUAUUAGGCAUAAUAUCCGAUGGAUUUAAUAUCUAUUUUCCAAUGUUGAUGCUCGGUUUCUGUUUAGCUACUUGGUUUUCGCUUGGUAGCCGAGCUCUAAAUGCUCUAGGCUUUCAACAAUUUAUGCUUAAUGAAACGAUUGCAAUUGAGCUUGUUCAGGAAGGUAAGGAUUUAAUCGUGCGAGAAAAGCGAAAACGGCAACGAGCAGAGGAUGCAAUCGCCCGUCGACGCGAUAAUGUUCUGAAUAAUUUGGGCAGAGAUUCCGGAAAUACAGUACACAGUGGUUCCAUUAAUGGCGGAGGAAAUGCUAAUAGCGGUGGCGUUGGAAACAUUUUAGCAAAAUAUAGAUCAAGAAAUUUAGAUUCAGUGACUAAUACUGUUGGCCCUAGUGACGAUUUGGUUCGGCAUGGUGAUAGACUUGACUACAGCACUAAUGAGCGGGGAACGGAGCUGAGUAGGUCUCUAUCGGAGGAAAUCAAUGAACGCUUUGGAGUUAGCACCAACGUCACAGUUGGAUUCCGGGGCUACAACGAAUUUGGCGAUGAUGAUGAUGUACAAGGUGUGCGUAGUAGUGGUAUGGCGCCACGAGGAUUUUUCGAUGACGUUUGAGAAGAUAUGUACUAGUAAAAAGCAUUUUAUGUUUAUAAAGUGAUAAUUAGUUUAAAGCUUUCCUCCAGUCCUUAAAAUCAAUUCAAUCGUGUUAUAAAACUAAAUACUAAGUGUAAGCUAAGUGAAGAACGAAUGAAAAGUGUAAUCAUUCCUGUGAAACACGUAAUAAAUAAACAGUAAAUGAAAUACGCACUAAA
This is a messenger RNA of Wyeomyia smithii (pitcher-plant mosquito), 2315 nucleotides long. Its product is annotated as LMBR1 domain-containing protein 2 homolog. The transcript is spliced from 3 exons. Gene Ontology annotation, cellular component: membrane. The record is from RefSeq and is a predicted model, not a curated record. NCBI's taxonomy places the organism in Eukaryota, Metazoa, Arthropoda, Insecta, Diptera, Culicidae. Bases 1 to 2118 code for a protein of 705 amino acids.